Panicum hallii is the source of this 737-nucleotide messenger RNA. Its product is annotated as enhancer of rudimentary homolog. The record is from RefSeq and is a predicted model, not a curated record. Bases 222 to 530 code for a protein of 102 amino acids. The transcript has 4 exons. NCBI's taxonomy places the organism in Eukaryota, Viridiplantae, Streptophyta, Magnoliopsida, Poales, Poaceae.
ACAGGUCCCACUUCCCUUUCCCCACGCAGAAACGCGCAGACCUAUUCGCUUGCUACCUCCCUUCCCCUACCCCCCAAUCGCCGCCGCCUCCUCGACUCUCGCCGCUCCCCUCCCGCCCACGACUUCGCCCAAUCGCCGCCCUCUUCUCGACUCUCGCCGCUUCCGCCGGCUCCAUCCAGCCCGCGAGUCGCCGCCGGCUUCGGGUCGCCCCGCUCCCCUCCAUGGCUGGGAGACACACCAUUAUUCUGAUGCAACCAUCCCAAAAUAGGGCUUCUAGGACAUUUAUGGAUUAUAAUUCAAUUAACCAUGCAUUGGAUGGAAUCUGUGGGCUUUAUGAAAGGAAAAUUAGGGAUAUCAACCCAAUGGCCCCCAUAACCUAUGAUAUCAGCGACCUUUAUAACUUCAUUGAUGGCCUAGCUGACAUAAGUGCACUAGUUUAUGAUCACUCGAUUCAGGCAUUUCUGCCAUAUGAUCGACAGUGGAUAAAGCAAAAGUUGCUCCAACACCUGAAGAAGCUGGCUCAGCGGUAGUGUGACUGUUUGUUUUGUCGGGUACCUUGUCACCAACAAGCAAGCAUGCGUGGUAAUGGGUGUCCAAUUAGUGUAUCGGGCAGUGUUUCUUGUAAAAUUAUGAAAUGUUACAUUACAGAUUGCACCCUUGUGCUGUGGAUGUUGGCGGCUUCCCUGUGGCACCCUAUAUAUCUUAUAAACUUGUCUGGUUGUUUUGAGUGCUGUGAA